Pristis pectinata (smalltooth sawfish) is the source of this 6641-nucleotide messenger RNA. It is a transcript of the gene rnf26, whose product is annotated as ring finger protein 26. Gene Ontology annotation, molecular function: ubiquitin protein ligase activity. The record is from RefSeq and is a predicted model, not a curated record. The transcript has a single exon. Gene Ontology annotation, biological process: protein ubiquitination; ubiquitin-dependent protein catabolic process. Lineage: Eukaryota; Metazoa; Chordata; Chondrichthyes; Rhinopristiformes; Pristidae. Bases 1869 to 3254 code for a protein of 461 amino acids.
UCAAAACAGCAGAUCUUCUGGAGAGAAUCUCCUUCUGAUCUCUUCACACAAUGUUUAAUACUUUUUUUUAAAACACAAAGAUAAUAAUAAACAAUUAACUAUAGUUUCAAUGGCUAUAAUCACCUACUUAACUUUAACAUUUUGAAUGUAGGUAGGUAACUUAUUAGAAUUACAUGUUUGCAAUGGUAGCACAUCCCAACUAGCAGAGCUCCUUUGAAUAUUCAAUACUAGCAGCUGGUCCAAGAGCUUCUGAGCACAAACUCCAGACACGCAAAAUAUAUCCCUUUUGUUACAGUUUUGAGUGAUGGCUCCCUGAAUAUACAACUAACCAGAAUAUUAAGUGACAAAACAGACCAGUUGUGAUUGCACAUUAAGUGGCAGGGAUACUCCUUUAAUGAUGCAUGAAUACCAGAUAUGGCCACUUAAUGCCUUCCUUGAUCUCAUCCUGAAGUUUCAAUGACCAUCAAUGAACAUGAACAUUCAUCUAUAGUCUUUCCCUGCAUAGUUUCAAUGGUACAGUAUCAGAAAAUCAGAAUGUCCCACACCCAAUGAUCGAUCUCAAUAGCAUUAAAGUAUCAGUUGAAGGUAAAUUGGGAACAGGUUUUAUUUCCUGAAGACUGGUUCUCAUUUCAAUUAAUAUCCACUAUCCAUAAUUUCAUAACUCCAGAAUAAUCCCUAACAUAUUGUAUCCAGACAUCCAUUCUGCAGUGUAUCCGUUAAUUAGUAGGUUAGAACAUACCAAUGUAUACACAGUAGAAUGGAUGUCUGGCUGCUGAAAAAGGGUCAGAAAAUUAGUAAUUAUUCAGUAUAGUAAGUUACAAGUCCAAGAGAGGGAAGCAGGAGGGCAAGAGAAUGAGGGAUUACAAGUGAUGUAAAAGAGAGAUGGGUGGAGAGACGGGAGGGAUCGAGGAAGGAGAGGAAGAUGUGAGGUGAGAACCAGGUAGAGGUGGAGAAGCAACAGAGAGGAUAAAGAGAUAAGAUGGAGAAGAAGAGUUUAAACACCUUCCAAAAUUUCCAAGGUCGUGCUACAACUGACACCAACAGUCUUGCAAUGGCAUGUCUCAUUAUUAGAGUCACGAAUAGAUGUGGCAGGGAGAGUAAAGGGCCUUGGCAUUGAGACAAAGACGUGCUCAGGCCAGUAAGUAGAGCUGAGGUAGAUCAGUGGGUCAAGUCAAGUCGAGUUUAUUGUCAUGUGCACAAGUACGGUGAGGUACAGUACAAUGAAAAAUUUACUUGCAGAUAUGUAGGUACAGACAACACACAGAAUAUAAAUUACACAUCAUUAUCAUUGGGUGUGGUGGGGACAGAAGGGGCAAGUAGGCGGUUAUAGGGACACUCAAGUCGGAUUUAUUGUCAAAUGAACAAAUUCGGUGAGGUACAGGUACAAUGAAAAAUUUGCUUGCCCUACCCUACUCCAGCAGCUGUUCUCCAACACAACGGGACCUUUGCCAUGUGCCUGCAAUGUUGCUGCAAUUAACUUUUUCCACUGCACCGGUGCUUGCACGACAAUAAACUCGACAUUGACUUUACAAUGUGGGUUGUGAGGUACUUGUCCUGUAGAGUUAGAUAUUAAUGAUAAUGAUGGCGAAGCCAGCGAAAUCAAUAGCUGGCGUUGCCGCCAAUGGCACGGAAUGUUUCGGCCGCCCCUCAGUGAAGGAGUUAACGCGGGGCUUUAAACGGGCCGGGCCGGCGUGGUCGAGGCGCUCUCGGUGUUCCCCAGUGCAGCCUGGUCGCGGAUCUCUCCGAUCGGCUGCUUCGGGCUGCCUGUUGAUGUUUGAAUCGUGUUUGACGGUUGCGGCGGGGGCGGGUCGUCGGGGCCGCCCGUCGGCAUCCACUGAGGCGCCGGCAGCGGCUCUGCACUCGGCGCCAUGGCCGGCCUCGUCCUCGGCCUUAUCAGCGGCCUGGGCCGGGCCCUCGAUCUGCUCUGCUUCCUGCUGGACCUCAACUUCUGGCUGGUGUCCACGGCGGUGGCAGCGGCCUCGGCCGUGCUGCACCUGGUCAUCUGCAUCCCCGGGGCUGCCGCCUACCUGCUCGGCCUCUGCUACAACCUGCUGGGCCUACUGGUGCUGGGGGCGGCCGAGCUGUGCCACGGCGGCCUGCAGCUCGUCUUCAGCCUGCUGUGCGGUUUGUUGAGGGCGGUGUGCGGCCUGGCUGAGAGCCUGAAGAUGGUGGGGCACCUGCUGUCCUACCUGAGCCUGCGGGGACGCGAGGAGCUGCAGCGGGGCCUCGCCACCACCUUCUGCUCCGGGCACCUCUUCCUCAAGCAGCUGUGGGAUGCCGCAGGGAUCCUGGCCAGCCUGGCCGCCUACUUGGUCAACACCGUCAUCAACAUGUUCCUCAUCGGGACCCAGAACCUCCUCUCGGUGGCCGCAGUGCUGGGCGACCCUUUGGUCAAGGCCACAGAGGCUCUUGCUUCCAUUCUGACCUACUUGUCCAGCAGCGUGGUGGGCAACGUGAUCCUGCUGUGGACCCCAUGCCAGUUUGUGAUCGAAGUGCUCAUCUCGGUCUCCAGAGUCCUGGCGGACGUGUUUCUUCUAAAUCUCUACGGUUUGGCAAUCACGUUUAUUGUCAUCUCCAGUACAACAAUCUACGCAAACCCAGAGAUAAUACUGAGGUUUGUUAAUCAAGUGACUCUUCAUUUAAAUACUGCUCCCAAUCUUAACCGGGUAAGAAGGGAUGUCCUGCAUAUCUGCAGGCUAGUAGUGACCAAUGUACAGCUAAUGGUCAACUCUGAGACUUGGCGGCGAAUGUACAGUCAACAACUGCAGAGACUUAACCCAGGCUAUGUGAAUUUCUGGCUGCUUGACCAAUUAAGGCGGAUUCAGGUUUAUCCUGAUAGGAACUUGGAGGACCAAACAGCUGUAGUUCAGCAACCAGUUAAUCAGCUGGAACAAACAGAUUCCAACCCUGUCCAAGGAGAUAACACUACUACCAGGGAGCAACAGGUGGUUGUGACUGAGACCUCUGCAUGUGGUCCAGAAACUGGAGAUGGGCCUUUGCGACCAGAAGGCACCAGGGACGAUCAUGGCAAUGUUCCUGUGGAAAAUGAACUCUGGAUGCUCUUGAAGGAGCAAGAAGAACGAAAGAAAUGUGUCAUCUGUCAGGACCAAGCAAAAUCUGUGUUGCUGCUUCCAUGUAGACACCUGUGCCUCUGUCAAGGCUGCACAGGUAUCCUCUUGCAGCAGCCCAUCUAUCAACGCAAUUGUCCACUCUGCCGACAAAUGAUUUUACAAACCCUGGAUGUGUAUUUCUGAUUAACUGUUUGAAAAGGCUUGAACAGGAAAAAGCCUGUUGUGUAAAGCAGAUUAUUUUUAAAAACCAGUAGAAUAUUUCAUCAGUCCAAUCAUCGGUGUGUUUGGCAGUCUCAGAUUCAAAUUUCUAUGCAAAUCCUCAGCCAUAGAUGUCAUAAUACAGAUGUAUUUUUUCGUCGUGACUAAUUGAAGCACCACUGUAUAAUAAUGUUACAUUAAGAAUGUACUUGUUACAAGGCAUUGGGAAACCAAGCCCACUGCUUCCCUUAAUUAUUGGUAUUAAAAAGGAAUGGCCAUUUCUUGAGAUGGUUCUUCUGUCAGGUUUUACUUUUAUUAAUAGUGAGCUGCACAGGGUAAGGGCCCAAAUAAUCCUAUAUUUUUGAGUUGCCUGUACAGUGCUCCUUUGUGUAAUUUUCCUAGUUUUUUUUAAAAUGUGAAUUGUUUUGAGAUAACAGGCACUCAGAUUGUCUUAGACACAUUCCAGAAACAUUAGGCAUUUUAUCUCUGUUUUGCUGUUUGAAUGCUCUACUACUCCACAACCUGCAUAUUUGUUUUUAUAAUAGAGAUGGGGCUUGAAACUCGACUUUGGAAAUCUAGCUGAGCCAAUGGGUCAAAUGAGGAGGUGAGGCACCAUGUGAAAUAUGUUUGUUUCUGUUAAAUUACUGUACUAGGCUCUAUCCUGCAGCUUCCCUUAAUAAUUUUUAAGCAAGUCUACAUUACUGACCAUGGGCUUAAAGGAGAAUUUUAUUUGUGUGCUCAUUUAAUUAAAAAUACUCUUUAUCAAAGACCAAAUGGUGUCUCUACAGAUACAUGUUUGAGGCACUGGGUAUGGAUCUUAACCAUGAUCUGCUUCAUUUCGGGCCCAUUUGUUUUUGUUUUGAAACAAUUUCUUUGUCUUGGAAUGGGAACUUGGGAUGGAAUUGUUCUUGGGGUCUUGAUGCCUAAAUGUAUCAUUAAAGUAAAAUAAAUACAUUGGUUAAAUUAAUAACAAUUAAUAUUUUAUUCAAGUACCAAAUGUUUAUCACUGCAGAAUUUGGCUGAAUAAUGCAUGCUUUCUGCUGCACAACUAUGACCUUUCUGAGAUGUCAUCUGCAGUAACUUAAGUAGCAACAAACAUGGUUUAAGUGCCUGUUCCAGGAUGAAUAGCCAAAGUAAUUGUUUUCUUGUCUGGUGGAUAGGAAGUUGGACAAAACACAGUCAAUGCUCUAGCAACUGCUUUUUGGAGAUCUUUGACUGCAAAUGAUGAUUGAAGUGUUCUUUUACAUGGUUGUGCUUGGGCCCCAACUUUCUCAAAAUGGUUGAGAUUGGAAUUGCUUUGUGUAGAUCUACCAUAUCAAACACCAUGCAUUAGGUUUGCUUCCCUCUGAUUCUGGAAAGCAAAGAGGUCAUUGAAGCUUUUGGGGAUAACAGUGAUUAGUGAGAAGAGGAGACAGCAGCACAACAUUGUACUUAAGCUCUAAAUUUAUUCAGGCUUUUGAUCUUUGAUUUUAAACCCCACCCCAAGAUGGGCACAAAAGGACCCAGCAAGUGUUUACCAAAAUGUCAGGCAAUAUCUGAGAGGAAAAACAGAGUUUAUGCUUCAGGUUAAUGAUCUUCUAUGGGAGCUAAGGGGGAAAAUAAGAUUAAUAAAAAGGAAGAAAGAACACAAGAAAAAUUUGAGAGUGGAAGGCACAACAAAUUAAGUGAUAUAAAGAUGAUGGUGCAAUUGUUGUUUCAAUUUCUGAAAUAUAGCAGGAAGAGUUGAUGGCCACCAAAGAGCCCAGUAAGUUUGAACUUCCAUAUUUCAAAACAACAUAGGAGGAGGCUAUUUUGGCCCAUCAAGUCUAUGCCAGAUGUCCAAGCAAUCUUAUUCCCCUCCAUAAUUUUCUCUGUAACCUAUUCUCUCUACAUUCCCAUCAACUCUUAUUUCUCUCCCACUCACCUACACACUUGGGAUAAUUUAUGAUGGGCAAUUAACCUACCAACUACACAUGUCUCGGAAGGAAACCAGAGUGCCUGGAGGAAUUCUAUACACCGACAGGGAGAACACGUAAACUCCAUUCGGAUGGCAUCAGAGGUCAGGGCUGCAGGACCUGGGUGGCUGGAAUGUUGAGACAGCAGCAGUACCAACUGCGCCAUUGUGCUGCCCUUCUCUUGGCCACGAGCAGAACUGGUUCUUGUGCCUCCCCAGUCAAGAUGUCCCUUUGACUUUGGUACUGAGUGGAGAAUGUGAAGAAAUCUAUUCCUUCCCCCUUUUUACUGAAGUGCAAGGAAAUCAACUCCAUCCAUGGCGUGCUGAGGACUUUCCUCAAGUCCUUUCCUAUGGCCAUAUUUCUGUUCCUGCUUACAAACCAGUAAAUGAAUCUGGUCAGGAGUUCAGCAAUGUUAAUUAAUUGUGCAUGACCUGGAAAUGCUCAACUUGGUUGGGUGUGCUGCCCUCUUACUGACUUCUUCCUAGCCCCUAUUAAAACAGACACCAUGGAACUGAGCCCCAACUCUGUUCAUGUUUACUAUGAAUUUAAGUCAGUUUUAGAAGCAGAGAAUCUUAAUUACUCCAGUUUUUGGGUUUCAAUACUAGUGUCCUGCGUCCUUGGAGUGUAGUUGCUAAUAGCAUUACAGGUAAGCUAAGUAGCUUUUAAGGUACUUGUGACCCACUGGUAUAAAAUAACAACAUUUCCUGACCUAUGUCUAGGACUUUAAAGGCUGUUUUUAUUACUUUUCCCCACUGUUUUCCCGAGCUCCAAGACAACCUCUCAGAUAAAGAUGCUGAACCAGGAAAUAAGUCAUUCUAACCGAAGGUUUUUCGUAGUGGGGUGCAAAAUUGCAAUUAACUUCAAUGCUAAUUAUGAGGACCCCCACUUUUGAUAGUAUCCAGUGGCUCCUUCUGGAAGUGGAUAUGUGUGAACAUUGGGUGGAAAAAAAAGAGUUGAAUGGGUCUGGAAUUGGGGGUCUCUUUUGUUUUUGUGGGCUGAGUGACUUCUUUUAAAUUAGGUGGUACAUUCACCAAGAGAGCCAUUGUGUAUAGAGUACACUAUUUAAUGCACUGCAGUUGUAGAUAGCUUGCUGUUUUUUUUAAAUUGAGUUGACAGAAAUGUUCAUUUGAUCAAAGAUUUUUCAAAGCAGCAACGGGGGAGCAGGCUCCAUUGUGAUAUUCCUUUGGUUUAGUUGCUGAUACCUGUUUGAAGUGAAGGUUACUGAGCAGUAUAAUGCAAUCAGUAGAGAAUCAAUUGGUGCAUGGAAGAUGAGCCUUUCUCUUAUAUAAAUGAUGUUGGUGAUCAUUUUUAAAACUAAUUUGUGUUGUCUUUUUGUAUAAGUUAUGAGCAUUGUUUAUAUGAUUUAUCUGUAAAACAGCUACUGUGUUAAGAUCAGCUUCACUGCUGCACUGUCUAAUUCAGUGAGCUGAAAAUGUAA